Phoenix dactylifera (date palm) is the source of this 1250-nucleotide messenger RNA. Its product is annotated as 14-3-3-like protein. The record is from RefSeq and is a predicted model, not a curated record. NCBI's taxonomy places the organism in Eukaryota, Viridiplantae, Streptophyta, Magnoliopsida, Arecales, Arecaceae.
ACCCAAAGCCGGUGCGAGGAGAUAGAAACGAGGAUAGAGAGAGAAGGUGGAGAGAGUUUAUUAGGUAUUCCCCCCCCCCCCCCCCCCCCCCCCCCUUUUUUUUUUCUUGGCAGAUUUCUUCCUUUCUCAUCUCGGCGUGACUCCAUUUCUCUGAUCGAUCCGAUAAUACCGUUGAAAGUCUGCCCGUUUGUUACUAGUUUGGUUCAUACGAUUCCUUGCAUCCGAAUAUAGGAGAAGGUAGCAAGUUAUACUUAGAGAGAAGGAGAAAAGAUGUCUUCGGCCGAAUCAACUCGUGAGGAGAAUGUGUACUUGGCCAAACUGGCCGAGCAGGCAGAGAGGUACGAGGAGAUGGUAGAAUUCAUGGAGAAGGUGGUAAAGACUGCGGAUGUGCAGGAGCUCAGCGUGGAGGAGCGCAACCUUCUGUCCGUGGCCUACAAGAAUGUGAUCGGGGCCCGCCGGGCCUCGUGGCGCAUCAUCUCCUCGAUCGAGCAGAAGGAGGAGAGCCGCGGGAACGAGGACCGUGUUGCCGUGAUCAAGGAGUACCGUGGCAAGAUCGAAGCCGAGCUCAGCAACAUCUGUGAUGGCAUCCUGAAGCUGCUCGAUUCCCACCUCAUUCCCUCCUCCACUGCUGCUGAGUCCAAGGUGUUCUACCUCAAGAUGAAUGGAGAUUACCACAGGUACCUCGCGGAGUUUAAGACUGGGGCAGAGAGGAAGGAGGCUGCUGAGAGUACGUUGGUGGCUUACAAAUCUGCUCAGGAUAUUGCUCUGGCUGAACUGGCCCCAACUCACCCAAUAAGGCUUGGGCUGGCACUUAAUUUCUCUGUGUUCUAUUAUGAGAUCCUGAACUCCCCAGACCGUGCUUGCAGUCUUGCAAAACAGGCUUUUGAUGAGGCCAUCGCUGAGUUAGACAGUUUGGGCGAGGAAUCCUACAAGGACAGUACUCUGAUCAUGCAGCUUCUCCGAGACAACUUGACCCUUUGGACCUCCGAUAUCACGGAAGAUGCCAAGGAUGAGAUCAAAGAAGCCCCAAAGAAGGAAGCAGGAGAGGGGCAGGGAUGAACCCAUCUGUUCUCUCAGGAUGGUGCCCUGUGAUCUGGAGUUUGUAAUUGGUAAUUCACAUAUGCAUGUAGGAUACUACCAGGAGCUGCUUAUUGUGUAUGGUUGUACCUUCUUUCCUUCUGAUCUACCAGCAUAAAUGUUUUAAUACUUGAUUGCUGCUCUAUUCGAAGAAGACUCGUUCAUUUCUCCCA